ACCUGUAUCAAGGGUCAUCGUUCGACAACAUGUAAUCAUGGUGAACGUCCCUUGCAUGAGAUCAAAAAGAAAGGUCGCCCUUCCACCCAAUGUCCUCACUGCAAAGAAUUACGCAAGGCAAAACAUGUCAGUGCCCGCUGUAUAUGUGGCCGAGAGGAAGGUAUGUUUGCCGGCUUUUAA
Molecule: messenger RNA, 180 nt
Organism: Lobosporangium transversale
Lineage: Eukaryota; Fungi; Mortierellomycota; Mortierellomycetes; Mortierellales; Mortierellaceae
Exons: 2
Biological process (GO): intracellular copper ion homeostasis; positive regulation of transcription by RNA polymerase II; intracellular iron ion homeostasis
Cellular component (GO): nucleus
Molecular function (GO): DNA-binding transcription factor activity, RNA polymerase II-specific; RNA polymerase II cis-regulatory region sequence-specific DNA binding; copper ion binding
Source: RefSeq, a predicted model, not a curated record